AUGGUUAUUUACGGCCCAUGCUCGGGCCGGUUGCGACAGGUUUUAUUCUCAACUCCGUACGCUGUUAAAAUAACGUGCAUAAAUGGUAAAGUAUCCAUGGUUAGUUUCGAUAGUGGUUUGGUUAUUCCACCAUGGUAUCCAAUACGAAUUAAUGGCAAUUGGACAUUUCCUCACGAUGUCCGAGAUGAGACAGAAACUGAGUGUCAAGAGAUGUAUAGUUUUGCUCUUGACACCUGUCAUAUUAUGAUUAUAAAUGGUAGUGGAUGUGCCACUUUAGGACAUAAUUUCAAAGGAAAAGUUAUCGUACAUCCGUACUAUGUAACUGAAAAAGUUUUGGAUGACUUACGUGUAAUCGAUAUCUUAAGUAGUGUCCAAUUGCCAUUAAUUCGUAUUGGAUACCAUGGUGUAAUAACCAAACCACUAUCGAAACUAACCAUGGAUUCUUUACCAUUUAUGCACGUUAUUUUAACAGCGUAA
Molecule: messenger RNA, 477 nt
Organism: Didymodactylos carnosus
Lineage: Eukaryota; Metazoa; Rotifera; Eurotatoria; Philodinida; Philodinidae
Source: the annotation of a GenBank genome assembly